Tricharina praecox is the source of this 3165-nucleotide messenger RNA. RefSeq lists its product as uncharacterized. Lineage: Eukaryota; Fungi; Ascomycota; Pezizomycetes; Pezizales; Pyronemataceae. The record is from RefSeq and is a predicted model, not a curated record. Bases 93 to 2981 code for a protein of 962 amino acids. The transcript is spliced from 2 exons.
CACGAACUCACACAGUUUGUCCAUAACCCAAACCCGCUCGUGCACCCUCGACCACAACCACAAAUACGACCAUAACUUACGGACUGAGAGUCAUGUCGGUCUCCCUCUCGGCGCCAUACACCGUUUUCCCGUUGUCUCUGCCGCUACACCAGACAAGAGCCAAAGACAAGGACGGUUCCAGUUACCGGUCGUGCUACACAGCGCCAGUCGAGUCCCGAAAGCGGAAACGAACCAAUGGCGGCAGUGAGAUCGCCACGGCGGUGGACGGCGAGGGCGUGAAUAUCUAUGAUGUACGGUCGACGCAAACCAUCUCAUCCUACGCCCUCCCGCCCGCAACAAAGUUUGCGUGCGCCCCCACCUCUAUCGUCACGAAGACCUCAAAGACCGCGACGUUCCGACGCACCUACGCCGCGCUAUCCGCCCCCAAGAAGCAGCUCGUGUGCUGGGAGGAGACAAGUGACGGCAGCAGCCGCGAGGAGGGGACGGAAACGCCUGUGCAGUACUACUCUACCGCGGGUGUCUCUACGCAGGAAGUCAUCUACAUACAAGACCUGAGCGCGAUUGCGCAGCGCGGGAAGCUGAAGGAUGAGCGUGUUGACAGUGGGCUGUUGACGGUUUAUGCAGAUGGUCACAUACGGUUCUUCUCGGAGGACCUGCAGAAAUGUUACUGGGAUUUCGUUAUGCCAGAACAGAAGAUUGAGGGUACUAGUGUCGUAUACGCUGCUUUGGCGAGCUCGACGGCUGCACGCAAGGCGAUCUUCAGCAAUCGGUCCGAUAUUGCGAUUGCGGAGGGCGCUGAUGAUGCGGUGCUUCUGAUUGUGACCAAGCGCCCCGCGGCGUACACGGUCCAGUUCGUUACUGUCCCUGUUGUCGCCGGAAAGAAGAACCCAAGAGAACUGAUUUCGCUGCCGCUUCCGACUACUGGCAAUGUUGCGAAACUGUUUAAAUCCACGUUCUCGGUGCAUUUCCCUACCGGAACGCUUUACCAAUUGUCUGCGGAAAACCUUACAACCUACGAUCUGGUUCCGUCUCGGCCGACCAUAGCGACGACUCUCCCCAUCAAAUCCUCCUCGAUUCCCGGGGUGCACCCAACGUCAUUGCUUCGGAUCUCGUCCUCGACCGUACUGGUGGCUACGAAUGAAGAGAUUACACUUUACGACACCAAGUUUUCGUCGCUGCAAGCCAGUGUAUCCAUCCAGGAUUCCAACCCUUCAACCGCAAUUUCACGUGCUUCGACCCCCGCCUCGGCCCUGGUGGGUGCCAGCUCGAUCGGAAGCGUGUUCCUCACCACCUACAUCCAGGAUAUGGACCUCGUCAUGGGUUACUCUCAGAGCGGCAUUGUUGGGAUCCAGCUUACACGUUCGCGUGCGGAGACGAAGGAAGGACUGCUGAUUGACUCCCUCGGCCGGGGUAUCGACGGAGCGGGUAUUGCAGCACCUUACAAGACUGGGAGAUCAGGCCAUUUCCUCGUGAGAAGACAAGAGAGUGAGAAGCAAAUGGCAGAGGGGGUUUUCAAGCAGCUGCGGGAGGCUAAAGCAUCAAAAAAUGUGGUUGCGUUUGAGGUUGCGUUUGCGGAGUAUGUUGGAAUUCAACUUGGACAAUCGGAGAAGCCCUCCACCGAUGGGGAGGACGCUGCCAUGGUGGACGUUGAUGGGAAGGAUGGGUCUGCACCGGAUAAGGAAUCUAUGGCUCUUGCUAGGCGCGAGGACUCGGCGGUUGACGGUAAUAUCGAAAUCCCCGAGAGCGCCCACAAGACUUUACGCACCGAUUUCGUCGCGGCUGUGUUGUCCAUGAUUUUUGAGGUUACGGAGUCCAAGGAGAAAGAGCAACAGAUGAUCAUAACCAUGUUUCCGCCCAAUGCGCUCCGCUACCUCCUGGAAUCCGGGAACUUUUCGACACUUUUCUUACCGCUCAAGGAGGGACUGAUGAAGGCGCUGCUAGCUCAUGAUGGAACUUUGCGAACUCUGCAGUGGUUCCUCACCACGCUGACGGACCUUCCGGUGGCCGAGAUUCUGACCGCUCUCGAGCUGGCGCUGUCGCCGACAACAUCGGUACCAGAGGGCGAGACGUCUGUGAUCUUUGAGAUCCAUCGCGCCGAGAUCGUCCGGGUUACGUUGCUACGGCUCUCCACUUUCCCCGCAUCGACGAUCAUCAAGUCUCUCCGUGCCCUCACCAGCGAUGCCAUCAUGUUGCUCAUCCGCCUGCUGGAAAACGAGCUCCUGUGCGAGGAAUCGGACGAGCCAGGCCAGACCAUAGGCAUCGAAGACGUUCGCAUUGUCGCUGAUCUUCUUACGUGCGCCCUCGAUGCGGUGGGAAUGUCCGGGCUGGUCAUGACCGAGACCCCCGAUAUGUUACUCGGACUCAUGGAGAACGUUGAGGAGGCGCUGGACAUGGUUGAGCAGGCGGCGGAUCUGAAGGGGCUUAUGGAGGAACUUUUCCGCCAUGUUGACUGGAAAAACGUUGUUAAUGCGCCCCCGGCGCCACCCGUACAAGAGCAAGAAGAGGCGCAGGACGAGGAGGCCGCUGCUGAAGAACCAGCUCUCGCCAUCGCCGAAGCCACCAGCAUGGAAGCCACACCUGCCCGGGCACCGACGACAUCGAAGGCCGUCACGAUCAAGAAACAACCUGUCGCUCUCCGCAAGAACCAGCAAAAGCGCCGCCGCGAACGCUUCGCAGUCGCCCGCACGAUAGUCGGCCACAAAAAUAUGCUCUCCCGUGCAACCGCCGUCAGCAAAUCGGAGAUGAUCAAACAGGACCGGCCAGUGGCACUAUCCACCGCUAAGGGAGUAUCCCCCAUCCUUCCCCUCGGCGCACUCGCGCUCCGAAGGAUUGUCGAUCCGCUAGUUGGAAAGGAGUUCAUGCUCUCGGGAGAAGUCAACAAGCCCAAGGCGAAGGGUGGCAGGAAGGAGACCAUGAAACGCGAAUACUGGAGGGAGGGGCUCGCCGCUGGCGCGUAUAGUGUCGAGAGUAUGGUUGUCUAGACGGAAGAAUACUUGGGUGUAUAAUAUUUAUUUGUUGUGGCGCUUGUUUCUGUGUGCUUGGGGGAUAAAAGUUGUGGAUUGAUUGUGCUCGUGGUUGGUUACUCCUGUUUACAUGUAUGUAUCGUCGAGGAGAGGAGAAAUGCAUGUCUUCUCCAACGACGAAAGUGAGAUGUGAAAUUCUCCG